Molecule: messenger RNA, 3602 nt
Organism: Leucoraja erinaceus (little skate)
Lineage: Eukaryota; Metazoa; Chordata; Chondrichthyes; Rajiformes; Rajidae
Product: sterol O-acyltransferase 1-like
Exons: 16
Coding region: 195-1799 (534 amino acids)
Biological process (GO): cholesterol metabolic process; cholesterol efflux
Cellular component (GO): endoplasmic reticulum membrane
Molecular function (GO): fatty-acyl-CoA binding; cholesterol binding; cholesterol O-acyltransferase activity
Source: RefSeq, a predicted model, not a curated record
CAAGGACUGGGGCAAAGAGCUUGUGUCUAUCUUCUUGAUUGGAAGGUCACAGCUACAGCCACUUGGAGGAUUACAACACUGUGCAUAUCUUUGUGAGUCGGUACAAAGGCCGACAGUCACUGAAGUUGAUCUAGAAGCUCAGGAGCAGCGGGACUGGAGGUGAGCUGUGAGUGGGAUCGCGAAUUCCAAGAAGGAUGAAUGAAUGCGUGGAAGAAUCCAAAGUCCGGGAGCGGAAGAAGCAAUCCAAAGAAAACAGCAUGCAAAAUGCUGCAGCAAAUGAUUCUGCAGAUCAUGGCAAUGACCUCGAUCACCCAAUUGCCUGGAAGAAACAUAUUGAGGAUAUGAAGGUAGAAUUGUUGGAUCAGUUCAAAGGUCACCUGAGCGAGCUGCUAGACAGAGCCGCGGAAGAAUCCAUUGAGUCCUAUUCACACUAUAAACAAGUGACAAAGUCCCAGGAGUCGGGACACAGGAACAGGGGCAAGAACAUUGCAACAUUGAAAGGAAAAGUCUUUGUGAAUCGAUGCUCGAUCCUCGACGAGCUGUUCGAGAACCCCCACAUUAAGACGAUAUACCACAUGUUCAUCGCCCUCUUCAUCGUCUUUGUUGUCAGUACCAUGGCGGUCGAGUUCAUUGACGAGGGAAGGCUCAUCCUAGACUUUGAUAUGCUGGUGUACGCCUUUGGGAAAUUCCCCAGGGUGUUUGUCACCUGGAUCUGCCUCUUCCUCUACACGCUGACUGUGCCCUACAAAGCUCUAGACAUGUGGGGCAGCUCGUACCAGCUGGCCAGAUACCCUCGCCUUGCCACCCUGGCCCUGGGCUUGGUGCUGGUCGUGGGCCAAGUCUGCGUCCUUGGAAUCUACCCGAUCUACGCCGUCAUUCAUUACCAGUUGCCCCCAGCCUCGAGGUUCAUUGUGAUCUUGGAACAGCUUCGAUUAGCGAUGAAGAGUUACUCUUACAUACGGGAAAAUGUUCCCAAAGUAUGGAAGGCGAAACGAUCGCAAGGUGAAGUGCUUCAGAUGCCAGCGUUCUCCUGCUACCUUUACUUCUUGUUCUGCCCCACCCUCGUCUAUCGCGACUCAUAUCCCAGGACUCCAAAGAUCAGAUGGAAGUACGUUGCCUUGAACUUUGCUCAGGUCCUUGGCUGCCUCUUCUACUUGUACUUCAUCUUGGUGAGGCUCUGCAUCCCAGUGUUCACCAACAUGAGCAAACAGCCAUUCAGCACCAAGACGCUUGUCCUCUCGAUAUUCAACGCCACCUUGCCAGGAAUCUUCAUCCUGCUCCUCUUCUUCUACUCCUUCCUCCACUGCUGGCUGAACGCCUUUGCCGAGAUGCUCCGCUUCGGAGACCGCAUGUUCUACAAGGACUGGUGGAACUCCACCUCCUUCGCCAACUACUACCGCACCUGGAACGUGGUCGUCCACGACUGGCUCUACAACUACACCUACACCGACCUGGUCUGGAUACUGGGCAAGAGGUUCCGCGUGGCUGCCAUGCUGUCUGUCUUCAUCCUGUCUGCCGUGGUUCACGAGUACGUGCUGACGCUGUGCCUGGGCUACUUCUACCCCGUCAUGUUCUGCCUCUUUGCCAUCUUGGGAGUAUUCUUCAACUUCAUCUUCAAUGACAGCAGGACGGGCCCCGGCUGGAACAUCAUGAUGUGGGUUUUCCUCUUCAUCGGCCAGGGCAUCCAGGUGUGCCUGUACUGCCAGGAGUGGUACGCACAGAUCCACUGCCCCGUCACUGAGAGGCAUUUCUGGGCGUUGGUGACUCCUCGCUCCUGGUACUGUCGACCAGAGGCCUAAGCUGAUUCCUGAUGUUCCCCCGUGGUUGUGUUCAUCAGAGUGAUCGCUUGAGUGAGAGGCUUUGAUUCCACGACACUCUCUGUGUCAUUUAUGUCAAUUCAUCAUUUCAUCACCCAUUCAGCUGCGCCUUGCCCCCUGAAAGGUCCAUCAGAGCCACUAGUCCCAUCCACCUAGUCCCAUCCACCAAGUCCCAUCCACCUGCUCCUACACAUGCACCUGUCCAAGUCUCUUUUAAAUGUUGUUAUACAACCUACCACAACUACUUCCUCUGGCAGCUCGUUCCUUACACCCACCACCCUCUGUGUAUAAAAAGUUCCCCACCCCGAGUUCCCCUCUCACCUUAAGCCGAUGUCAUCUGGUUCUUGAUUCCCCUACUCUGAAUAAAAGAUUCAUCCGAUCUAUUCCUCUCAUGAUUUUGUACACCUCUAUAAGAUCACCCCUCAUCCUCCUGCACUUUAAGGAAUAGAGUCCCAGCCAGCUCAACCUCUCCCUGUAGCUCAAGCCCUCGAGUCCUGGCAACAUCCUCGUAAAUCUUCUCUGUGCCCUCUCCAGCUUGGCAACAUCUUCCCUACAGCAGAGUGACCAAAACUGAACAACAAUGCUCCAACUGCAGCCUCACCAAUGUCUUGUACAUCUGUAACAUAACAUCCCCACUGGAAUACUCCGUACUCUGCCUGUUGAAGGCCAAUGUGCUGAAAGCUUCUUCUUGUGGGAUAUUUCCUCAGUUGGGCAGAGCAAUUCCUUCUCUCCGUUCCUUCUCUCCAGAGAUGCUGCCUGUCCCGCUGAGUUACUUGGGCAGAGCAAUUCCUUCUCUCCGUUCCUUCUCUCCAGAGAUGCUGCCUGUCCCGCUGAGUUACUCCAGCUAUUUAUGUGUCUGAACUCAUUCGCAGGAUGAGACCUCCGCUCAGUCCGUCUUAACUCACCUGAUGCCCUGGUUGCUAAACACUUUAACUCCCCUCCCAUCCCCACACCGACCUCUCUGCCUGGGCCUCCUCCACUGUCAGAGUGAGUGCCAGCACAAAUUGGAGGAACGGCACCUCAUAUUUCACUUGGGCAGCUUACACCCCAGCGAUAUGAACAUUGACUUCUCUAACUUCAGAUAGCCCUUGCUUUCCCCUUCUCUCCAUCCCCCUUCCCAGUUCUCCCACCAGUCUGACUGUCUCCGACUACAUUCUAUCUCUGUACAGCCCCCCCUCCCCUGACAUCAGUCUGAAGAAGGGUCUCAACCCAUUCCUUUUAUCCAGAGAUUUUGCCCGUCCCGUUACUCCGUCUUUUUGUGUCUAUCUUUGGUUUAAACCAGUGUUUGCAGUUCCUUCCUAUUAAUAAUACAACUCUACUUUGAUGCAGAGCCGUUUCUGUACAUUGAUCGAAGGUUGUGAAUGAGGCCGUGAGAAUGUUUUUUUUCUGUUUCUUAUCACGGGAUGUUCUGUGAAAUAAAUUCUCCAGAUCUCUCACUUCUGGUGUUUGAUGCUACUGUUGAACCUACUGACUGGAGGCUGGGAUCAGAGGACAAGGCCCUCUCUGUGGUGCAGUCAGGGUAGGACGAGCUCUCACGAACAGAUGCAUGGCAAGAAGGUCAUCAGUUCAUAAGUGAUAGGAGCAGAAAUAGGCCAUUCGUCCCAUCAAGUCUACUCCACCAUUCAAUCAUGGCUGAUCAAUUUUUCCCGCUCAACCCCAUUCUUCUGUCUUCUCCCCCAGUAAACGUUGGAGCAGACCCAAUCAAUCAAUCAGGUUUAUUCAUCACAUAUACGAUGAAGUGCAGUGAAAUGAAUUUGCCAGCAGCGGUACAAUCAAAAAGAACAC